Brassica rapa (field mustard) is the source of this 2347-nucleotide messenger RNA. RefSeq names its product leucine-rich repeat extensin-like protein 6. The record is from RefSeq and is a predicted model, not a curated record. Lineage: Eukaryota; Viridiplantae; Streptophyta; Magnoliopsida; Brassicales; Brassicaceae.
CAAAUUCUCAAUCGAUUAAUAAGUUUACGAUGCAUAUACUUUUUUAUAGCCUAACAAUUUGCAUACCGAAUCCAAAAUAUUGCCUAAACGCUGUAAACAAUUACUAAGAAAAAAUCAUUUAAAGCGUGUCUAGUGAAUGAGGAGCUAAAAUAGAAGAACUGUAUAGGUAGAAACGGUUUAAUCAAUUACUUUGCUUAAAUGGAAAAAUAUCCACCGUUUAUGUGUAUUCUUGGCCCACUCCACCUCAUAUGUUGCUUUGUUAUAAACAUAUAAAGAGAAUAGAUAACAAAGGAUGGAAGAGAAGGAAAAAACAAGAAUAAACAGAUUAGGCUCCCCUCUUUCGUUUGUUUUUUCAAAGGCUUUCCCAUUGUAUAAUUUGAUAAGGUGGGAAAUAAUAGAGCAAAUCACAGCCUGGGAUUAAUUAUUAACUCUUAUCAUCUAAGCUACUAGCGAGUGAUACACAUGCAUGUGAUAUAUGUCGUGGUUUUUUUCAUGCCGUGUGUAAUAAUAUUCUCCAAGUGGUCCUCAACUCCGUUACAACAAAAAAUGGAUAAGCAUUUUGGUACCUCUUACACACGAAAAUGUUUACAUGAUUUUAGUUAUCACAUAUUGAAUGUAAAAAUAAAGUUUCGUCUAAAUCUAUCUCUAUGUUAAUAACAAAAAUUAUAUUUAUUAUUUAUUUCUUGAGAAAGAGAAAUUAGUCUCUAUAUUUUCUUCCCUCCUCUGUUACAGCAACAAGCAAAGAAGCUCCCUAACAAAAAGCGAGCAACUCGUAUUUUCUAUCACUAACGUGUAACGUAAAGUUUAAACGUUUCACAUAUAUAUAUUAUAUUCGAGAAGUUUGACGUUGCAUAUAUACUAAUAUGAUAAUAACCCGCCAAUAUGUAUGCAGUUUAACAGUAAAAUAGUAUUGUUUUCUUAAUUCAUUUUCAUUAUGCAUAUCAAGCGGUGACUUGGAUCAUUCAUGAAUUUCUCGACGAAGGACAAAAUCAUACAGCCAAGUAUCAUAAUUUACAAGACAACAAGUGUAUCGGAGCCACAAUACACGUUAGACUUCAUUGACAUUGUUAGUCGUCACUAUCCAACAUUUUCAUCACUUGUCUUUUGUGACUUGUCUUAAAUCACUUAAAUGAAUAUAUGUUUUUUUUAUAAAACAAUGUAACCAAAUUUUUUUCUUAAAAAAGCCCCUUCACUUAAUGGUUUCUAGGCCUAAUGGUUUCCACUCAGACUCAAUCACACAACAAGUAAGAGAGAAAAAUAAUCUCCUACUUCUCUCUUUUCUCUUACUAAAAACAUUUGUUUGCUUAUCAUUAAAAAAGUCUCCCAUAAAAAAAAAGAAAACGAUGGCCAUGAUGAGUAAACGUUGCAGUCACCUCUUAAGUCUACUGUUCGUCUCUACUCUUCUGAGCUUCCCUUUCAUAACCAUAUCGGAGACGCCGUGUCCGUACCCUUGUUACCCUCCUCCAACUGGAGGUGGCUCAACUCAACCGGCCGGUUAUUACCCUCCUCCAACUGGUUAUUAUCCUCCUCCAACCGGUUAUUACCCUCCUCCAACUGGAAAUGUACCCAACUACCCUUCUCCACCGUACGUCGGAGGUGAUUCCGGUGGCGGAUAUUACGGUCCUCCACCGCCUGACCCUAUCUUGCCUUACUUCCCGUUCUACUACAGAAAGCCUCCUCAUCAGACGGAUCAGUCAUCAUCUUCAUCUGUUUCUGUGGGAUCAACGGUCAAGAUUGUAACGGUGGCAAGUGUUCUUGCGUUGCUUUUGGGAUAUAAGUGCAAUACAACCAAUGUGGAGAACGUCACUUUCGGUUGGUGUGACUUUGUAGGUGGGUGUUAUGGAAUGGACUAUUGCACUUAAUUCACGUUAAGACUUUUCUUUAUAUGUAUAAAUAAACAUUCUUAAAAUAACACAAACACUACACAAAACUUCUGAUUUUAAAAACUACCUCGACUUUGUAAACAAUAAAGCUUAGAACCAUCAUAAAUUUUAAGGUUAACAACUGUUUUUAAAAGUUUAGUAUAAUUCUAAAUCAUUUGAAACUCCUUCCUAGAAUUUUAGUAACUACAUCUUCCGGAAUUCUUGAAAAUUAACGAUUGUAUAUACUGAUGAUUUGAAAAACAGACUAUGUAGUAUCUUCGAAUCUUGAUUAUUGUGUUUUUUCUCCUGUCACUAAACAUGCUUCAGAACUUGCCAAGCUAUAAUCCCUCUUCAACUUGUACACUUUAAAAAAAAUGGUUGGUCUUUGUUCAAAGGGACUACCUGUUUUGUAAACUUCAAUAGGUCAGUUCAAAAUGAACAUAACUAACAAAAAUUAUGUCUAUGGAGGAGGCAUAGAUAAUCCA